This is a messenger RNA of Penicillium verrucosum, 765 nucleotides long. RefSeq names its product kinase-like protein. Gene Ontology annotation, biological process: intracellular signal transduction; protein phosphorylation. The transcript has a single exon. The coding region runs from base 1 to 765 and encodes 254 amino acids. Gene Ontology annotation, molecular function: ATP binding; protein serine/threonine kinase activity. Lineage: Eukaryota; Fungi; Ascomycota; Eurotiomycetes; Eurotiales; Aspergillaceae. The record is from RefSeq and is a predicted model, not a curated record.
AUGAUUGGAAUUUUUUCUGAGGUUUAUUUGGUGGAUGGUACAAUUAUCAGGAAAGCACCUCGCAGUGGAAGUGAAGAGGAUUUACAACCGAUUAUCCGCGAAGCAACUAUAUACAACCUUCUGAAUGACCACCCUCACAUUGCCCAGUGUACCUCCCGAGGAAGGAUGGACUACAUUGACAUCAAAUACUAUCCGCAUGGUGAUCUCUCGAGUUUCUGUCAGAAAAACGAGGUUACUCCUGAACUAAGGUCAAAGUGGUUCCAACAACUGCUUGAGGCAGUGGCGGUCAUUCAUUCCUAUGAUAUUAUCCACUCUGAUCUCGCACUACGACAGUUUUUCGUUGAUGAUGGUUUGAACAUACGCUUGGGCGAUUUCAACUCGUCCCAGUACCCAGGACAUCCCGCGCUUGGGUACGAAAAGACAACGCACUGCUUGCCUAGGGAUUACGAGUUGCCUAACACGAUACUUUCCGAUACUUUUGCCCUGGGUUCAACCUUGUAUGAGCUUUUAACUGGCAAGGCUCCAUACACUGAUCUGUACCCUGUUGAGCCUGAGGACAUCGUUCGAUCUAGUGAUCCCGAUGUCAUACGCGCACGAUUUCAGCGACAACAACUCGCGGAUCUUGAAGUUGAACAGCGGUACAAAAACCAUGAAUUUCCCGAUGUAUCCCACCUGUUCCGUGGUGAUAUUAUAUUAGGAUUCUGGAAUGGGAGGAUUACUUCAGUAGAAGAAGCACUCGCGUUGUACACACAUACCCCAUAUUAG